ACAAAUGUUUUAACAUAUAUACUUCAUUUAUAAAAGCUGGGGCGACUUAAAUCAUCAUGUCUGAUGUGGUUAUAGAGCAGCCUGGACUACAGGGCUCUCCCGUAGGAUGGAUAGAACAAUUUGCAGAUCUCGAGAAAGUCAAUGUUAUACAAGAAUAUGACACAGGGGCUAACUGCUUCCAAAGCUGCCAGUGUUGUGUACCAAGCUGGAGACACAAGACUUUCAAAAUCACAGAUGAGAAUGAACAAGAAAUACUCAAAGGAGAGGAUGAGACAGAAGGAAUAUUCUGCUGCUGUUCUAGUGUCAUCCUUGGAUGUUUUGGUUGUGGUCCAUCAUUAACUUAUGAAUUCAAAGAUCAACUUGAACAAAGGGUUUUGAAGCUGACCCAUCCAAUCCGGUGUUGUGGCAGAACAAUUGAGAUGUCAGGUCCAGAUGGCAAUGUUUUGGCAGCUGUUAAUAAAACUUUUUCCAUAUGCAGUGCAUUGGACUUUGACAUAGUAGACAAUGAUGGUGAAACAGUGUUCAAUGUUAGUGGCCCAUCCUGCCUGUCCUGUGAGUGUGGAGGAAUCACAUACAAUGUGAGGAAGGAUGACAAUGAUGUUGGUGAGAUCCUAGUGAGCUGGGAUGGACCAUGUGGGUGUUGUUGUUGCGGAUGCUGUGACUGCGCCAUGUGGAAGUUUGAAAUCAAAUUUCAACGAGACAUGGAUGUCUACCAAAAGUUGAUGAUGGUUGGAAGUGUCUUCCUGAUAGAAGUGAUGGCGGAGAGAAUGAGGGAGGGAAUUUAAAUAAUGGAAUGGCGGACAGAGAGGAUGUGUAAAACAAUAGAAUAAAGAGUGCAAGAGAAAGAAUGUAAAGAUUGGACAUAUCGUAUAUUGGUUAUAUACACCCUGUAUAACUGAAAUUGAGAAUAUACAUUGAGAGAUAUUGCAUAAGAUAAAAGUGAAGAAUGUAAAUAUACAUAAAAUACAUGCACAUAUUAUCAAGUACAUGUAUUUCUUAAUCCAAAAUUCAUGAAACAUGUUUUCACAAAAUAAACAGUCAAUUGAAAACUAUACCCUUUGCAUUUGUUUGAAUUGGCUUCUUAAAAGACAACUUCAUCUGUGUUAGUUAAGAAAUAAACUCUGCACUCUAAAAUCCAAAAAAGGAAUUCACCAGCACCCUAAAAACAACUACAUGUACAUUCAACAUUAGUAAACUUCAAAAUUGCUUAAGCGUUAAACAAUAUAUUUGCUUCAAAUAAGCUUAUUAGCCUUUUCAGAAUAUCAACAUCAUAGACAUAAAGACAUUACAUAUUCAAAGAGGUUAAUUUUUGCUGUUGCUGAUGUUUUGCAACUUGGAUAUAUAAUUACAUUUUCUUUUUCAAGACCUCCAACUCCACAAGGCACCAAAAUGUUUAACUAACUAUGAACCAUUCUGCCAUUUGGAUAUGUUACAUAACUUAUAUAAAUAUUUUGUUAUCAUGUCGAUUUUAGAUAAUUUCAUUAGGUAUUGUGUGCAAUGUCUGACUUCUAUUACUGCGUAUUGUCAACUCAUUCCAAAUAAUCAAUAUGGAGCAAUAUCAAUGAUCAACACAUCAAUUAGAGAACAACUAAUAUAUUAAUCAUUCUUUGCUUUCCUUUCUGAUAGACAUUGAUCUCCGUAGAUUAUGUUAUAAUUGUCAAAGAUCUGAAUUGUUUAUAAAUUAUAAUACAGUACAUUAUAUUCCUAUUAGUACGUAAUAAAUGAUAGCUUUGGCACGACUUUAAUGUCUAAUGUUUUGCUAUUUAAGAUUACUCUCUAGCAACAAUGAAAAUAUUCGUCAGAGAAGAAAAUCUAGCGCAGAAUGUAGCUAAAAGUGAAGAUGAUACUCUAUUUUAUGAAGCGAAGUCGAACAAAUGGAAA
This is a messenger RNA of Owenia fusiformis, 1881 nucleotides long. The record is from the annotation of a GenBank genome assembly. Lineage: Eukaryota; Metazoa; Annelida; Polychaeta; Sabellida; Oweniidae.